Apis mellifera (honey bee) is the source of this 1293-nucleotide messenger RNA. It is a transcript of the gene Or98, whose product is annotated as odorant receptor 98. Gene Ontology annotation, cellular component: plasma membrane. Gene Ontology annotation, biological process: sensory perception of smell; detection of chemical stimulus involved in sensory perception of smell. The transcript is spliced from 9 exons. The record is from RefSeq and is marked inferred. Lineage: Eukaryota; Metazoa; Arthropoda; Insecta; Hymenoptera; Apidae. Bases 135 to 1199 code for a protein of 354 amino acids. Gene Ontology annotation, molecular function: olfactory receptor activity; odorant binding.
UGUUUCAGAAAACGGGAAAAGAAUAUUCCAAUAUAUUCGACAUUCCUUAUUAUAAAGUUCUCAAGAAAUAUUUACAAUUUUUGGGACAAGAUCCAUAUCAAGAAUGUAAAUACAGAAAUAUUAUUACUAUUAUUAUGUUGAUUAGCAUGAUAGCUAUAUUUAUACCAACGACAUUUGAAAUAUAUGUAUCGAUACAUGACAAGAAUACGGAUGCAGUAAUGGAAUGUUUGCCGAAUUUAUGCGCAAGUUUGAGCAGUGUUGUUAAAAUAUUGAAUGUGCAUUUCAAUAGAGAAAAUUUUAAUAAACUAUUAGAAUUUGUGGUGAAAGAAUGGGAUGAGUUGAAAUUAAAUGAAUUGCAUAUUCUAGAAGAAAUCACUAUUCAGGGUAGCAAAAUAGCGCACUUAUAUCGCAAUACUUUAUUGUCUUUUUUGAUAUUGUUUUUACUUGUUCCUAUGUACUUUCCUAUUCUGGAUAUGAUUGAUGCAUUAAAUCAAACUCGAUCACGACAACAAUUACUUAGAGUCAAUUACAUGGUUUUUAACGCUGAUGAUUACUUUUUCUACGUGUAUUUGCAAUUGGCUUGGGGUGCAAUUGUUAUCGUGAUGAUCGUAAUUACCGUAGAUUCUUUGUAUAUAAUUAUAAUUCAUCAUGUGUGUGGAUUGUUCGCGGUGUGUAGUUACGAAAUUCAAAAAACAGUAAAAGAUUUGACAGUGUUUACUGAUAUUGAAAAGUGCUCAUAUAAAGAAUUGAAAAAUUGCGUGAUAAAGCACAAGAAAGCAAUCAAGUUUUAUAAUAUUCUAAAUAAUAGUAGCCAACUGAGUUAUUUGCUUCAGAUUGGAAUAAAUAUAAUGGGUAUAAGCACUACAGCUUUUCAAUUAGCCGUGAAUUUGGAUACCAGACCACAAGAGGCGAUCAGAAACGCUGUAUUUUGUGGAGCCAAUCAAUUUCAUUUAUUUGUGCUUAGCUUACCUGGACAGAUUCUUCUCGAUCAUUGUGCCGAACUUUCCAAUACAAUAUAUUGUUCUAUGUGGUAUAAAUUACCAGUAAAAAUUCAAAAAAUGUUCAACAUAAUGUUAAUGAGGAGUAAAAAAUCAUGCGCGUUAACAGUAUACGGAUUGUACGAGUUGAAUAUGGAAAACUUUGGAACAACUUUCAAAGCUUGUAUAUCGUACUUUACUAUGAUGCUGUCGUUAAAAUAAUACAAUGUUAAAUAACUCAUAUCAAGAGUUUCAUCACAUAAUGUUUUACUUGAUGUUAAGUAAUUUACAUCAAACGUGCAAAUAAAAUUAUAUG